GUGAAAGACGGUUCACUUACCACUGUGAUAGACGGAUAUACAUACACAUACACUCACCCACCCACACACACACACACAAACACACACACCUUGAAGAUUAAACAGUAGAAAUCACAACAUAGUUACAAAAGAGAAACUAUUUAAAAGAAAUUUCUAUCAUUAUUAUCAUUAUUACUAUUAGUGCAUUUGAUGUUACUAGUUCUCUACAGAAUCGCUGAUGUUGAAGACUAUAAAAAACGCCUAAAAGUCAACUUUUGUAAAAAUCUUUUAAUAAUCAUUUAGCUACUUAUGCUAUCAGUAAAAAAAAGCAUCUCAAAACAUCUAUUUGCAUCAUUUAUAAGCUUUUAUUAAACAAUAUUCGUAAAAAAAUCUUCAAGUUUUACACAUUUCACUUCAACAAUGUAUAAUACAACGAAUAUCACUAUUGAUAGUAUAAUCAAUAAUAUUAGUACUACUAGUAGUAUUGUUCCAGACGAGAUUAACUCAGUUUAUACUGAGCCUGCAUCUGCUUCAAUAGAUGAAUUAAUCUAUGGAUUACAUGAAAUCUUACAAGGAGUAUCACCCACAUGCCGUCAAGCUGCAACACUAUUCUUAUCAGGAUUUUUCGUUGUCGGUGUUCUAUUAAUCAUACCAGCACUUAUGCAAACAGCAGCUGCUUAUGUAUGGGCUGCUCAAGUGCGUCGUGAAUCAGUUACACCGACACAGUUACAACAGUGCAAAACAAACAAGCCGAACACAAAUAGCGUCAAUGUUCAGAGACAAGCUACAAAACGCAGAUUACCAAAACAAGACAGAACCUUAUUUCUAUACCGUAUACUCGCCUGUACUGGAUCACUACUUGUUCUUAUAUUUUCUACACUACCACAAUUAGUGAUUGCCGUGGCAAAACCUCCGAUACCAGACAGUAUAGAUAAACGCUGGGGCUGGUGUCAUGCAUUUGUAUAUGCGGAUCAUGUGACAAGAUGCUUUGCGAGUUAUUUAAUUGUUGUUCCAUUUCUAUUGUUAUUUUGGAAUUUUUUAUUCAGUGAAAUAAUACCACGUCAUCAUUUAAUUAUGCGAAAUGUAUUCGAAGUUAUCUUGAAGUCAUCCAUUUUUAUAGCCCUGUUCUCUUUAUGCAUGCCAAUACCAAUGGUAAUAAGACAGUAUGAAAAAGUGUGUCCAUCUAAAAACUUUUGUACAUGUGGACCGACAAUUCAUGGUGUUGCAACAUUCUUAUACUAUGACUUUGUAAUAACUCGUAUAGUUCCAGCUGUCUUUAUUAUAUUCAUCAGUAUUGGUUUCUUACGUUGGUUACCGAGAGAAGAUUAUGGUGUAUUCUAUGAACCAGCAAUCUAUUUAGCCCUUACAAUACCAGUUGUAUUAUGCGAAGUUAUCAUUCAUAUAUUUCAUCGUGCACAUAUAAUUAAAAAAUUAGCCAAUGUAAAUUUUUGCAAUUUUAUGCUUCUAUCGUAUUCAUUAUAUCAUACAUCGUUCAGUUGUACAUUUGUCCUUGCCACAUUACGUUCAAUGCUGAGCGAGAUACAGGAAGAACGACGUAAAAGAAGUAUGCUUUUCUAUGAUGAAAAUGUUGAUUCUGCACAACAGUCAGGAGGAGUACGAGCAUCAUCAUCAUCUCGUAGGAAUAAAAAUCUCGUCAACAGUGGAGUUGGUAAAGCCAACAAUACAAAAGACCAAAUGCAUGGAACAAAACGUCGUACAAAUUUAAUUCAUGGAUUACAAAAACAAUUCUCUGUAGCUUAUCGAUGGAAACCAGAUUUUACAGAUGAAGAAACUGAUUUUAUUGCUGGUCAAAUGGAAGAAUUAUCCAUGGACCAAUCGACUAAUCAGAAUACCUUCAAUAACAGUAAUAAUAAUGAUCCAAAUUUAUUAGAUAUUAACAUGUUGAACGAAACAGGUGAACAGUGCACUGAUGACGCCAUGCUUCAUUAUGCUAUUUUACAAAGAUCAGCCAGUUUAAAAAGAAAAGAACAAGAGAAACGUACCAAACCACACAUAGAUCCUUCUCACGGUGGUAACAUGAGAAGUCCAGAUUUUCAACACAGACAACCAAGGCAACAACGCAUCCCGAAUUAUACUGGUAGUAACAGAAUAGCUUAAUCCAACUAACCACAUUUAUUCAAUAUUGGUAUAAACUGGAUGGAAACGGCAUCAAUAGAGUCUAGAACAAACAUAAACAACACAUAUAGAAAUUCAUACAACAUUAUGUUGUCUUGAUUUUGUACUGCUUUGACGAACAAAUAAAACUGUCUGUUGUAACAUAAAUAGAUGUUCACCAUG
Messenger RNA from Trichobilharzia szidati, 2277 nucleotides. The record is from the annotation of a GenBank genome assembly. NCBI's taxonomy places the organism in Eukaryota, Metazoa, Platyhelminthes, Trematoda, Strigeidida, Schistosomatidae.